Molecule: messenger RNA, 1074 nt
Organism: Fonsecaea nubica
Lineage: Eukaryota; Fungi; Ascomycota; Eurotiomycetes; Chaetothyriales; Herpotrichiellaceae
Exons: 2
Coding region: 1-1074 (357 amino acids)
Source: RefSeq, a predicted model, not a curated record
AUGACUUCGGUGGCAAACAACCACGAUGGCCCUCCGGCCCAGGAGGAUGUCGUGUCCAAGUCGUCUACUCAAGAUCACACUCGGCGGUCUAGCUCGAUCGGUGAUGGUUCUGCAUCCUCGUCACGUAGCCCAAAAUCACCACUCUCGCCUAUCGCACAAGACAUGUCACCCGCACUCGCACACGUCAUCAAUCAAAUCAAGUCACUUAGUUCCUGCACUCCAUCCUGGUCAGAGUACUACCUCUCUCCUGCGGAUUUCGAAAAACUGCAGAGACUGGAGAGGGAUGUCCUUGAGGUGUACAAUCUGCGAUACGACUAUUCUGCAGGUGAUUGUACCUUUAUCCUCAGGAUGCCGAAUCACGAGACGCACGAGGUCUUUCUGGCCGAUUCUACGUUCGAAAUCCGCACGCAACUAAAGCAGAUUUCGAAGCAAAAGGACAUUGCCCCGACAACCGCAGAAUUCGCAAGGGAUAUCAUUGAUCGCCGCCACAGCACCUUUUACUAUCCGCCUCCUUUCUCGACUGCGAAGAGGAACACCGAGCGUUCGCCAGAUGGUUCAUAUGUCUACCACCUUGUCUGUAAACCCAGCUGCAUAAUUGAGGUGGCCAACUCUCAAACCGCCAAGGAAUUGGAAAAACUUGCAGAAGAUUACAUUUGGGGCACAAAUGCAGCUGUGCGUACUGUUGUUGGAUUCGAUUUUGACUAUCAAGCCGGGAAGAGAGCUACACUGUCGAUCUGGAGACCAAAACUCAAUCGGAAAGGGGUCCUCACUGGAAUAAGAAGAGAGGUCGUGGAGAUCCGCAGCAAGGAUGGUAAGAGAAACCAAGACACAAACGCCGGCCUGCGUCUCUCGCUCGAAGAUUUCGCUUACCGCAGACCAACCGGUACGUUUGACGGUCUCGAUCAGGUCUCUAUUUUCAUUCCCGUCGGCGAACUCUGCGACAUGCUUGAGGUGGCUGAGAGCCAGGAUCAAAUGGGGAAUGGAGGAGAAGGCAUUGAUGAUUCUGGCCCGUCCGUGGAAAGAGCUCGUUCGAACAGCCCGACCCAUGGAUACAAUCUCAGACCCCGCAACUGA